AUGUUCUGUAUCCACGAUAUUCGACAACCGGCUGUAUUCAAUAUAACGAUGCAUAUAUUGUGUCUUAUUAUGGUUUUAGGGCUAAGUUCAAGAUUUUGCAAUGGACUAAAUGUUUCUCAAUCCAGUGAUGAGAUUGACUUGGGUUCAUCAACAAUUCUGGCAACUGACACUCUCUCAGACACAAGUAGCUCAGAUGUAGUGACUUCAAAUUUAGGUGAUACUACUCAAUCUCAUUCGGCUAAAACUCAUAAAACAGCCUAUAUUACAACUGAUAUCGAAACAUCUACUGGAACGGUCAGUUAUACAACUAAUGAGACUACAGAAGAUGAAACCACAUUUUAUGAAAAUUCAACCUAUAUGCUUGCAACCACAAAUACUGAUACCACAACUACGCCUAAACCUCCACCAAAGAAAAAAUUAGGUCUCAUUCUUGGUCUUUCACUUGGCCUUGGAUUACCAUUGAUUGCUGGCAUAGUUGUUGCUACUGUUUGCUGGAAGCAUAAAAUAACUUCAACUUGGCAGACAGUGAAAACGUUAUUUUAA
This is a messenger RNA of Rotaria socialis, 543 nucleotides long. Lineage: Eukaryota; Metazoa; Rotifera; Eurotatoria; Philodinida; Philodinidae. The record is from the annotation of a GenBank genome assembly.